AUGGCUCGUAAGCGUAAGGGGCAGGCCCUUAACGACUGCCCCAAGGAUCUAAACGACAUUCCGUACAUCCGCUGGAUGAACCAGCAGAUCGCCAACGGGCGCCAUCCUAGGGGAUUAUCCGCGCCGCCAGUGCUUGACGGCCAGGGAUCCAGUGCACAGUCGCCCACACCGGCCCCGUCACGUGUGCGCCGUCAGCCUGCAAGGACGGCAGCAAUGCACCGGCCAGUCGUGGAGCAGGACGAUGACGAUGCUGACUACGACGACCGCGACGAAGGCCUCGACUCCGAAGACGAGGAGGAGGAACCAGACGACCUUGGAAUGUCGCCCAGCGACGACGAUGACGACGAUGAGGACGCCGAGGAGGACGCCCCGGAGGAAGCACAGCCUGUCGCUCAGCCGCCAAGACGGAGCGCCACACGCGCACCAGGGUCUGAUAAGGGCAAAGGCAAGGCGGCGCAACCUGCAGCACGCCCGGAGUCGCGGAAGAAACGGGCGGCAGCACCAGUCGAGCGGGGCUUAUGGUCUGACAAGGAGAGCACCAUUUUCGUCGCGGCGAAAUGGUUCAUGAAAGAGGAGCUCGAGCCUCUCAAGGGGAAGCAGAGGACGCAAUACUGGACCCGGUUGCUCGCACACAUCAAGGAGUCGAACCCCGGAUGGUGCAGGGGAGUCAACGCACUGCAGAAGCAGUGGCGCAACUUGAUGCUUCUUUGGCAGGAGUACAAGCGUGCCGACGGGGGGUCGGGCAAUGGCUCGGUGGAGAAACCACCAUGGUAUCCGUACCUGGAACUGCAAAACCAAGACACCGCCGCAGCCGCACCGCAUGGGGUGGACGGAGGCGGCGCGACUAACGUCAACGUGCCGGCCGGCAUGGAGGUUCCAACUUCGUCCCAGCCAGGCACGUCAACCCCAUGCUACAUGGGUGUGUUCCUACUAUUCGACGUUGUUUGGAUCACACAACACGCGGCCCCAGUGAGAAUGCGCCACAACCUGCAGUCGUUGCGCUGGGCGAAGAUGCGCCAUCUCCCUUUGAAGGCGCCGAUGCACCUCUCCACCGCCAUGCGUGUGGCGCUCUAA
Messenger RNA from Closterium sp. NIES-65, 1074 nucleotides. The record is from the annotation of a GenBank genome assembly. NCBI's taxonomy places the organism in Eukaryota, Viridiplantae, Streptophyta, Zygnematophyceae, Desmidiales, Closteriaceae.